UGUCAAAAUGUAAUAAUGAACCAAACGUGCCCUAACUAGCUCCUCCCCCACUCCGAGGAGACUUCGCUUCUACUGCAUCACUUCGCUCGCUCGACCAUAACCGCACCACCACGCCACCACUACUACCAGCCACAGCUCAACGCUCGACAGCCUCAUCAUCACUCGCAGUACGCCACCCGCGCGCGCCGCUCGCUGGUGUGGUGGUGUGAUAAGCCGCUGCGCAGGCACGAGUGCGCGACAGGCAGGGGCGAGCUAGCUCUGCGCGCGUAGCCGGUGGAAAGGCGGGGGAAGAGAGAGAAGAGGAGAGCGCGCGCGGCGGCUACCAUGGGCGCCGGGAUCAGGAUCCUGGCGGCGCUCCUGGCGCUCGCGUCCGCCGCCGGCGUCGUGACGCGGUGCGCGGCGCAGCUCCGGCAGGACUACUACGCCGCGGUGUGCCCCGACGUGGAGAGCAUCGUGCGCGACGCCGUGUCCAAGAAGGUCCAGGAGACGCCCGUCGCCGUCGGCGCCACGCUCCGCCUCUUCUUCCACGACUGUUUCGUCGAGGGAUGUGACGCGUCGGUGAUCUUGGUGUCGACGGGGAACAACACGGCGGAGAAGGACCACCCGACCAACCUCUCCCUGGCCGGCGACGGCUUCGACACAGUCAUCAAGGCGAAGGCGGCCAUCGACGCGGUGCCGCAGUGCACGAACCAGGUGUCGUGCGCGGACAUCCUCGCCAUGGCCACCCGAGACGUCAUUGCCCUGGCUGGCGGGCCGUCGUACGCCGUGGAGCUCGGGAGGCUGGACGGGCUGAGCUCGACGUCGACCAGCGUCGACGGGAAGCUGCCGCCGCCGUCGUUCAACCUGGACCAGCUGACGUCGCUUUUCGCCGCGAACAACCUGUCACAGACAGACAUGAUUGCUCUAUCUGCGGCGCACACGGUGGGGUUCGCGCACUGCAGCACGUUCUCGUCGCGGAUCCAGCCGGCGGCGGUGGACCCGACGAUGGACCCGACGUACGCGACGGACCUGCUGGCGGCGUGCCCCGCCGGCGUGGACCCAAACGUCGCGUUGGAGAACGACCCGAUCACCCCUCACGUCUUCGACAUCCAGUACUUCGUCAACCUGGUGAACGGGCGCGGCCUCUUCACCUCCGACCAGGUGCUCUACUCCGACACCCGCUCGCAACCCAACGUCAUCGCGUGGUCGCAGAACGCCACCGACUUCGAGCAGGCGUUCGUCGCCGCCAUGACCAACCUCGGCCGCGUGGGCGUCAAGACCGACCCGUCGCAGGGGAACAUACGCCGCGACUGCGCGUUCCUCAGCUGAUCCGAUCCGUCUCUGGAACUCUGAACCGUAGCUGUAAGCUGAUGGGAGAGAGCAUGAACAUAUAAGGGGUGAUCUCAAGUGUUGAUAUAGAUUUUAGCGUGCAAGUUUAAUCAUAUCAUCACAAGGUUAAACGGUUGAUGCCAAGAAUAUUGAGCGAAUGAUAGUAGUACUUAGGCAAAUGUAUUCGUUUUCCUUUUUGUUCAAUCUCGGAGCAAGAUUUAAUCGAACAUUUCUUCUGUUCU
Messenger RNA from Phragmites australis (common reed), 1550 nucleotides. RefSeq names its product peroxidase 51-like. Lineage: Eukaryota; Viridiplantae; Streptophyta; Magnoliopsida; Poales; Poaceae. Bases 325 to 1308 code for a protein of 327 amino acids. The transcript is spliced from 4 exons. Gene Ontology annotation, biological process: response to oxidative stress; hydrogen peroxide catabolic process. The record is from RefSeq and is a predicted model, not a curated record. Gene Ontology annotation, molecular function: heme binding; peroxidase activity.